AUGACUCUCUCAAAAAACUAUAAUAAAUCUACCCAAGAUGUCAAUCAACCAAUCUUGAUAAUCGAAAACUCUAGUGAUUCCUGGCUGGAAGAUUUUUUAAGGGAAUAUAAUGUUAAAGUCGUUUAUGGUUUUCCAGAUACAAACGCAAAUCAUAACAAACUCUUAACCCCUAAACUUGUGCGUGAUACUUUACGCGGUAAAAAGCUUCAAGUCAAAGAACCCUUGUCUUUGCUUAGCCGUAAUGAAAUUAUUGUCAAGUUGCUGCGCUUUGUUCUCAAGGAUAAGGCUUAUUAUGACCUUAUAGGUCUACCCCUCGUACCUGUUUUAAAUGAAUCGCAUGCAGCCUUUGGUGAUAAAAAGUACUAUCUUGCAAAUUGUUCGGAACGAAGGUUAUUCCCAAAAUAUGGUCCCAAUGUAUUCGUCGACGAUACUAUAGACCAAGAUAUGAAAGAGAUCUUUUUGAAUGAGGAUUUUCAAAAAGCCAACAAGAUUCAUUUUUUUGAUUUAAAUGGUUUUAAGAAAAUUCUGAAACAUGAAUUGUCUAAACGACCAAGUUUAGAAUGGGAUCCCGAUUCUCAAUCCAUUCCCAAUAGACAUUGGUUAAAAGCAAUUUGGGACCGUAUCUUAGAUUUUAAUUGUGAUUUAAAAUCAUUUGAUAAUUAUCCUCUUCUUCCCGCUGUCAAACCUGCUCCUCCUGAUAUUGUUUCUAAACAUCACCUUCUUGCUUUAAAUUCAUCAAAUCCAUUGAUUCGCCAUCCUUUUAACUUUAACUAUGAGCCUAUGGCAGUUGUUCUUGAAAAAAUUGGCGUUCACUUUACGGACUUUCGUAAAACUGAACAAUUAAAACCGUAUAUCCUUGACUGGAAUCCACAGAACGUGUUGCGGAUUAUCGAGAAAUUACGAAAAUUUAAGGAUUUAUCAAUGGAAAGAUUUCUUAAACCUCUGGAUUCGGAGAAUAGAGAAUCGUUUAGGAAAUUUAUAAUGGAUAAUUGGUUCGAAUUUGUAUACACACGAAGAAAAGUACAAAAAGAGUUUUACGAUAUACUACGACAAUUACCAAUUUGGCCUACUCAUUCUAAAGAGAAACCUUACGAAUCUCCUAAAAACGGAUGCUUGCUUCCUAAAGGUCUCGAAUUUUAUUCACCAUUAGGAGCAGACGGUAAUUAUUUUGACGUCGAAUCAGAAGAAGGGUGGUUAGCCUUGAAUAUGUUGAACGUUCCUGUUAUAAGUUUAAAUACUUUUAUUACUGGCGUGUGUUAUCACAUCAAGUGUGUUAAUCCGUCGGACCCAAAGUAUAUGAAAUUCAUUAGUAGUUUAUUGAGACUUCCAUUGUAUAUGAUCCCUGAAUCUCUUGAGCGUUUUAGUAUUAUUCCCAAUGAAUCUUACACAAAGUUGAUGAGGGCUAGCGAGUUAUAUGACCCUUGUGAAGAAUUAUUUAGGGAGGUAUUUGCAGGAUCCGAUCGAUUCCUUCCAGUGGAACUUAGAAGCGGAUGGGUUCUAGAUGGUCUCAUGAAAUUGGGGCUUAAUAGUGUAACGGACGGAAAAUCAUUUAUCCGUGUUGCGGAAGAAAUCGAGAAUUUAUCGCGUAUGCCUUUGCCUCCAGGGAAUUUGCAUGAACGUGCAAAAUUGGUGGUCCGUCAUUUUUACUAUCACCUAACUGAUUUAGGUUUAACCGGUGAAGGUUGGGAAAAAAUUUCUCAGAUUAAGUUUGUUACCUCGAAACCUGUUGAUCCUCCUUUCCUUGAAACGGCAUAUUCAAGGGUCCCUGAAUUGCAUAGUUUUAGUUCACUUCGUUUGCCCAAAUUUAAAAAUAUUUGUUGGACACAAUGUCCAAUUUAUGAUGAUGAUGUUUUACCACAAUACACCGUCAACAAUAUAUUCCCUGAAUUGAGCGAAGUUGAAACUCAAGUUGUUGUAGAUCAUCUUUAUACCAUAAGGGACAUUGUAAGAGCAGAUGUAUCAGAGUGGAAAUCUUCCGGAUUAUCAGAAUUACUUCAUACAGUCUUUCUUCAAAUAUAUCAACAUUUGGAUCAGGAUCCAAUGGUACAAACAUAUUUAAAUUUAAAAUUGAAGGAAGAUCCUAACAUCUUUCUCAAUGGCGAGGACGUAUUUGAUCCCUAUAAUUGGGUAUCUGCGAAACAGUUGGUAUUGAACAUUGAUGAAGAUAUCAAUUCAAAGAAUAGGGCGGUGAACGUUCAUCUAGUACCUUUUAAAAGGUUACUUCGAAUUUGUGGAGUGCAAGAAAUGAAAAGUCCACAGAUAGACAUGGAAAUUCCCGGUGCAUAUUCACAACGGGAUAAGAUUGCAAUAUCAUUUGCCAGAUUCUUGGACGAACAAUCUAAUUCAUCCUACAAGGAUGGAAUACAAAGGUUCCAUGAUAUUUUCUUUCACAUUCGUGGUGAAGUGAUCGGGUCUAGUCGCUACGUGUUGGCAGCUUCAGCUAAUUACUUUGAAAGAAUGUUCACCUCGGGAACGAGGGAAUCUAACCCGCGAGAAUCGGUCCAUGUUAACAUUGAUGAUAUAGGACCUGAGGCAUUCCGCGUUAUGCUGAAAUGGUUGUACGGCAGAAGUCUUGAAGACGCGCUAUUAGAUAUCAAGAUGCCACCGUUGGCUGAUAAGAUAUCCUUUUAUUUGGAAAUCUAUAUUGAUUUAUUAAAUGCUUGUGAAAAGUAUGACUUGCAAGAAUUGAAAAGGCUUAUUGAACAUCAGAUCGUUAAGAGUGAUUUAAUUAAAGCUCAAAACGUUCUUGAGGUUAAGAAAUGGGCUGAAACAUACAAUGCAAUGCAACUCUUUUCAUAUUGUAAAAAUUUUAAGGAGGUGAAUUUAACUCUUUUGAUCAGGCAUCGCUAUGUAGAUUUACUUUAUAUUGAAGGUGAUGAGUUAUCUGAUACACUGGAUGAAUAUGAGGAUGAGCUUGGUGGCUUAUAUUGUGACAAAGAAGAAAGUGAUUCUUGUGAUUGGAACCUUAAUGCGGAACUAGAUGAUUUCGAGAAGAAUUGUGGUUGGUAA
This is a messenger RNA of Funneliformis mosseae, 3009 nucleotides long. The record is from the annotation of a GenBank genome assembly. NCBI's taxonomy places the organism in Eukaryota, Fungi, Glomeromycota, Glomeromycetes, Glomerales, Glomeraceae.